This is a messenger RNA of Eleginops maclovinus (Patagonian blennie), 3285 nucleotides long. RefSeq names its product carnitine O-octanoyltransferase (gene crot). Bases 129 to 1967 code for a protein of 612 amino acids. Lineage: Eukaryota; Metazoa; Chordata; Actinopteri; Perciformes; Eleginopidae. Gene Ontology annotation, molecular function: carnitine O-octanoyltransferase activity. The transcript is spliced from 17 exons. The record is from RefSeq and is a predicted model, not a curated record. Gene Ontology annotation, cellular component: peroxisome.
GUAGGAUCUUACGGAUGGGUUUAGUAGGGUAAAGGUAAUCGGACUGGACGUAAACACACUGACUAGAUAUUUCUGCUGUGCGUUGACACUGUUAGCAAAGUCAACUCAUCCUGAAGAAGGGAGAAGAAAUGGAGAGUCAUUUGUCAAAGGCUCCCCCAGAGACGACCUUCCAGUACCAAGACACCCUGCCAUCCCUGCCUCUCCCAUCACUAGAGAGUAGCCUGUCAAAGUACCUGAAUGCAGUUCGUCCAUUUGCAUCUGAGGAAGAGUUUAAGUCUACGUUGGACAUUGUGAAGAAAUUUCAAGUGGGUGUUGGCCAAGAGCUGCACCAAAAACUUCUGCAGAAAGCCAGAACCAACAGGAAUUGGCUGGAAGAGUGGUGGUUAGAUGCUGCAUAUCUGGAGGUUCGCAUCCCAUCUCAGCUGAAUGUGAACUUUGCCGGCCCAGGGCCUUACCUGGAGCACAGCUGGCCUCCUGAAGAGGGAACCCAGCUGCAGAGGGCCAGUAUUAACACAUGGCACACACUACAGUACUGGAACCUGAUCCGCACGGAGAGGCUGCAUCCUCAGAAAGCUGGCAAACUACCGUUAGAUAUGGACCAGUUCAGAAUGCUGUUCGCCACCUGCAAAGUACCUGGAGUAAAGAAGGACACCAUUCGUAACUACUUCAAGACAGAAAGUGAAGGACCGUGCCCUUCCCAUGUGGUAGUGAUGUGUCGUGGACGGAUCUUUACAUUUGACGCUGUGUGUGAUGGACAAAUCCUCACUCCUCCAGAAAUACUCAGGCAGCUGAGCUAUGUGAAAGAGUACUGUGAGGGGGAGCCAGAGGGAGACGGAGUGUCUGCCCUCACCUCAGAGGAGAGGACUCGCUGGGCACUGACCCGGGAGCAUCUAAUAAGCAUUGAUCCACACAAUAGCAACAUCCUGGAGACCAUCCAGAGCAGCCUGUUCGUCAUAGCUCUGGAUGAAACAAAACCCUAUUCCUCUCCAUUGAACUACACAAAUAUAACCAGGGCAUCCCUUACAGGCGACCCCACCGUCCGCUGGGGCGACAAAUCGUACAACUCACUCUGCUUCACAGAUGGAACUUUUGGAUCCACGUGUGAUCAUGCACCGUAUGAUGCCAUGGUGCUGGUGUCUCUGUGUUGGUAUCUGGACCAGCAAAUCAAAGCUACAGAAGGCAAAUGGAAGGGUUCAGAGGCAGUCAGACCCGUGCCCCGUCCUGAGGAGCUGGUGUUUACUGUGGACGAAAAAGUCCAGAGUGACAUCUGCCACGCCAAACAGCAGUACAUGGAGAAGGCGCAGGACAUGCAGAUUGUGUGUUACGCCUUCACAGGAUUUGGAAAAGAUGCCAUCAAACAGAAGAAGCUGCACCCCGACACUUUUAUUCAACUAGCAAAGCAGCUGGCUUUCCAGCGAAUGCACAAAAGGCUGGGCAGUUGUUAUGAGACGGCAAUGACUCGCAAGUUCUACCAUGGCAGGACGGAGACGAUGCGACCCUGCACCCAGGAGGCUGUCAACUGGUGUGAAGCCAUGAUGGACCCCUCGUGUGAUGCUGAAAGCAGAAGGAAAGCCAUGAUGGCAGCCUUCAAUACGCACAACAAACUGAUGAUUGAUGCCCAGGAAGGAAAAGGUUUUGACAGGCAUUUUCUUGGGCUGUAUCUUAUCGCCAGAGAGGAGGGACUUCCUACUCCAGACCUCUUCAUGGAUCCUCUUUACGCAUUGAGCGGUGGAGGAGGUAACUUCGUGCUGUCGUCCAGCCUGGUGGGCUACACCACAGUUCUUGGGGCUGUGGCUCCCAUGGUGCACCACGGCUACGGCUUUUUCUAUUGCAUCAGAGAGGAUAGGAUUGUGAUCUCUAUCUCGGCUUGGAACUCUUGCCGUGAGACAGACGCAGCGUCACUCUUCAACAACUUCUCCAGCUCCAUGCAUGAGAUGCUCCACCUGGCCACCACAUCUCAGCUAUAAAUAACACUUUAUUGCACACACGGUUCACCAGCCCUGGUAAUAGCCGACAUCUAGUGAUAGUCAUGUUUGUUCAGAGCAAAGAUCAAUGCAAAGGUACAGAAUCUGAUCUUCUGAUAGCCACUGGUUUGGGCAUUACAUCAAAUCUUAUCAGCUUUUCUGAUUCAUGUACUGAUUCCUCAUUUUUAGUGUAAAUCUUUAUGAUUCUUGUGUUAAUUUUUUGGAGAAUGUUUCCUUCCUGACAGUAUUAAUGCGUAUUUAAGAUAAGCUGAUGCUACACCUCAUAACUGUUUAUGGUGUUGGUUCUUCACUGGGUAAAUAUUUACCAAACGCUGUGAUGCCCAGGCAAUUGAAGAAAAAUAGCUUCUGUUUGUUUCAAUUGUUUUCCUUGAAUUAUUUUGCAUUCCAAUUUAACUAAUUGAAAAUAACUUUAUAAGUUAAAUAUAAUUGAUUUGCCUUGUAUUAUUUUAUGGAUUAGUUAAAAUCUAGAACACACAACUUUAAAAGUUGGACUGAAAGGAUUGUUGUAGAAGAAAUCAGUUAAUGCCACCAAUCAAAAUCAUGAUAGGAAUUACAGUUUUCAUAGUUAUUUUGGGCCACACAGGUAUAGAUAAGCUGUUAGCUGCAAUCACCCUUUAUAGGAAAGACUGCUAACACUACCCAGCGAUGCAGGGAGAAACGUAGUUAUCAUUUAGCUAGCUUCCACUUUUCAAUUAAAACUUCAAAUUUGAGUUUGACUUAUGGAAACUGAGUGGCCUUCAGAUCUAUUGAUGUUCUGCACAUAGUUUUGUGUUGCUUCAGAACACCAGUAAACGUUUUGGUUUGCUUGUUGUUGCCUUACUUACCAACACACUAUGCAGCAUUCCUUUAUCCGUAUGUCACGCUUGAGAUUGUUGAAUGUUAAAACGAAUGUGUAUUAGGAUGGCUGCUGUAAAGCGUGAAUGAGCCCCACAAACUGUGAUUUAUAUCCCCUAAUUUCCUCUGCAUUUAAAAGCUAAUCUGUCUGUGACUGCUGACAAAGGUUUUGGAAAUGGUAAAAUGUGAAUAAGAUUGUACCUCUUUUAAACAUACAAUGAAUACUAGUUUAAUAUUUUACAUUUUAAAUACUUUAGUUUUAUUAUUCAAAAGUGUAUUUGAUCCUGGAAAUGUAGCUUAUUUGUUUAGAAAACUAGACUUGUGAAAUGUUAUCUGAUGUUAAAGUAAGGGGAUGAUUCAAUAACUGAGUACAACAUUUUAAUAGUUACAUAUAGGCAUUUGUAGAAACAAAAGUAUUCCUUGUGAUUGCAACCAAAGUGUGACAAUAAAAAUUGAAUUCUGAACA